Molecule: messenger RNA, 747 nt
Organism: Phytophthora sojae
Lineage: Eukaryota; Oomycota; Peronosporomycetes; Peronosporales; Peronosporaceae
Exons: 3
Coding region: 1-747 (248 amino acids)
Source: RefSeq, a predicted model, not a curated record
AUGUCGACCGCCACCAAGAAAACCGCUCUCAUCACGGACAGCACGCGCAGCAUCGGCCUCGCUCUCGCGGAAUACUACACCAAGAACGGCUGGAACGUCAUCGGCACGGCUCGAGCCAAUAGCAACACUGAUGAGGUCGCAGCUCUGUCGCCCUUCAAGAUCGUGAUGCUGGACACGAGUGACGAAGCCUCGAUUCUCGAAGCCGCGCGUCAACUGGAGGGCGUCCCAAUCGAUCUCCUCAUCAACAACGCUGGGAUCUGGGUGCCCGACGACUUCCAAGCGGCCACCAAGGACGCGUUCAUGCGCCAGUUCGAGGUCAACGCAGUCAGUCCGUUCCUGGUGACCCGCGCGCUUUUACUCAAUCUGGAACUGGCCGCGAAGACGAACGAAUCGGCGUACGUCACGCAAAUCUCGUCGCUCGUGGGGAGUAUCGGCAGUAACACCACGGAAACUAAGGACUUCUUCAGUAAAGCGUACGGGUACACGGCGUCCAAGGCUGCACUGAAUAUGGUCACGCGCUCGCUGGCUGUCGGACUGCGUGCAAGCAACAUUGGCUUCGUGACGCUGCACCCUGGCUACGUGGCCACGGACAUGAAUGGCCACCAAGGCUACAUGGAGCCCUCAGAAUCAGCCGAAGCCAUGGCGAAGAUCGUGGCGAAUUUGUCGCUGGAGGACACGGGGAAGUUCUUCAAUGCGGACGAUCAGUACCCAGUCUACGAGCUUCCGUGGGAACAGGGCGUGACGUAG